CGGUCGGUAAACCACCAGUCUCUUGCCGACAAUGUCCCAACUUCAUCACGCACAAUGUGUCCACCCCAACUCAAUUGCUGCAGCAGGGAGGCAGGUGCAGAGUGAGAAGGGGUGACUACAAGUCGGGUUCCAGAAGUGAGCACAGGGACGCUGUUCUAAGCGUGUGAAGUGUCGGAGGAGAUUUUGGGUCACACCAACUAGUGCGUUCAUCUUGAUGGACUCGCUAUGGGGAGUGUUGGCACUGCUAUUCUGCAUGGUCAGUGUUCCUGGUGCGUGGAGUGUGGUAGAUCCUAAAACUGACUUCCUGCACCUCGACUGUGGCGCCUCAAAAGAGUACACAGAUAAGCAUGGCAUAACAUGGCAUCCAGAUGAUGCUUUCGUAUCAACUGGAAAAAUCGCGCGCAAUCUACCCAACACCGACUGGCCAGAGGAAAAGGCUCUUCGCUACUUCAAAGGAGAAUCCCGUACCAAGAAUUGCUUCACACUUCCAGUAAAACCCAGAAGUAUUUAUAUUAUGAGACUUGGAUUCUAUCAUGGAGGCUACGACAAAUCCAUGUCCCCACCUAGCUUUCAAUUAGGCUUGGAUUCCACAAUUUUCGAGACUGUCUCAAUUCUAGAUGUGUCUGAUAGGUUCAUACAUGAGGUGACAUUUCAGACUGCGGCUAGGAACGAAACAUCGCUUUGCCUUGUGCAGGAUCCAAGUGGUAGUACCCCCUUCAUCUCUAAUAUUGCACUCCGUGCUAUUGAGAAAUCGAUGGUAUCUGAGUUUAUAACUGGUUGGUUGGAUACUAACCAGAUAGUGACCACCCAGACCCGUUUCUAUCUUGGCGGCUCACAAAUUAACAAAAAUAUCAUAAAGCACCUUGGCGAUCCUUACGAUCGGUACUGGUAUCCAUCCGCCAAUGGAUCCUACACAAAUUCUUAUCCGAUGAGGUAUGCCAGUAUUAUUUCAUGUACUUCUACGCCAGUUGGUAUUCAAGCAAAAAGUGACACGAGAAUUGGCACAUCUUCGGUUCCAAUUUAUCUGAGUGAAACCCCUCAAGACGUUUUGCGUAGUGGGAUGACAACCAACGGGAACCUCACAAUUGACUUGGACUCAAGCGUAUCUUUCAAAGCAUAUAUACAAUAUUACUUUGUAGAGCUCGACUUGACAACCAACAAAACGGAUCGAAGCUUCUACCUAGUUGGACCUGGAGAAACUGAGCCUUUCCUGGUGAAUGUGGUAAAUCGAACAAGAGAAACAUUAAAGCUAUAUGGUGUUUAUAACGAUAGCGCCAAUAUUGGACCUGGGUCGAAAAAUUUCUUCUAUCCCGAUCCGUUCCGAACAUCGAUGAAAGGUCCCAUACUGACCGCCAUGGAGAUCUACAAAAUUUGCGACCCACUGGUUGCACCUACAAACGAUCGGGACUGGGCUGCAAUCGAGAGCAUCAAGGUGGACAUGAAUUUGACAAGUUGGCGAGGCGACCCUUGUCUCCCAAAACCUCACCAUUGGAUCAAUUGUAGUUCAGUGGACAAAACGGAAAAUCCAGCCGUUCUUACAGUAGUACUAUCAGCAGAAAACUUAACUGGAGCCAUCUCACCCAGCUUCAACGACCUUCUAGACCUCACCACCUUGAAGUUGGAUGGCAACUCUCUGACGGGGCAACUACCUGACUUGAGUGCCUUGACGAACUUGAAAACAUUACAUUUACAAGACAACGCACUGAGUGGACCGCUUCCAGAGUGGCUUGCUUUUCUACCAAAGCUUCGCGAGUUGAUUGUGCAGAACAACAACUUCAGUGGCAAAAUCCCCUCAGCGUUCUCGAGCAAGAAUUGGAAUUUCACCUACUACGGAAAUCCGCUCUUGAAUGCGACACUGCCAGCAUCGCCUUCAACCAAUACUGCAGCCAUUGUAGGUGGAGUGGCAGGAGGAGUGGCAUUUGUGGCGAUCGUGGUUGCUCUUGUGUACUACUUAGUUUGCCGUCGAAAUCGUCGUCCUGCAAAAGAUAUGGACACCCUAAUAGUUGGAAAUUCGAAUCCAAACAUUGUAAGCAAGGAGAUCAACAUCAACCUAACUUCAAACAUUCAUGGAGGUGCCCGAAAAUUCUCUCCCGACGAGAUCGUUGCUGCAACGGCCAACUACAAGAAGGUGAUCGGGAGAGGAGGCUUCGGCCCCGUGUACUACGGCAGGUUGACGGAUGGCAGAGAAGUUGCAGUGAAGGUCCUCGAUAAAGAAUCUCGCCAAGGGGAGACAGAGUUCCUCAACGAAGUCGACAUUCUGUCCAGAGUCCACCACAAGCAUCUUGUAAAUCUUGUAGGAUAUUGCAGAGUACCAGGGAUGCAGAUGAUGUUGAUCUACGAGUAUAUCCACAGGGGCUCCCUGCGAGACCAUCUCAGUGGUACAGUCACAUCUGAGGGCUCUGCCAAUUCUGGACCGGAUGUGCUGGACUGGAAGACCCGACUUAACAUUGCCCUCCAUGCAGCAUCAGGGUUGGAGUACCUACACAAAGGGUGCAGUCCGAGUUUGAUACACCGUGAUGUGAAGAGCAGCAACAUCCUCAUCACCACCAAAUACGAAGGGAGACUGACAGACUUUGGGCUGUCAAGGCUCGUUGGUGAUGAGGACAUAACAAAGGUCGUCACGUUUGUCAAGGGCACAGCUGGGUACCUGGAUCCAGAGUACUUCUCCACAAAUGUGCUCUCUGCCAAGAGCGACGUCUUUAGCUUCGGAGUGGUACUUCUGGAAUUGAUCACAGGACGUCUGCCCGUCGACCGGUCGAAGCCGACGGAAUGGAACAUCUGUGACUGGGUUCGGGCGAGUCUGGCGCAAGGGAAUAUCGAGGCUAUACUGGAUCCUGCGGUGAGAGCGUCUCAUCCGAAUGUCGAUGCGCUUUGGAAAGUUGCUGAGAUUGCGUUGCAAAGCGUGGAGCCCAGAAGCAAACAUAGGCCAACGAUCAACGAAGUGGUGCUGGAGCUGACGGGUGCCAUAGCUUUGGAAGGUUCUGCGAGUAACGACAGUAGUUAUGGUAACUUCUCAUCCUCUGCCGAAAUCCACGGAACCCAAUUCCUCCCCUGGGCCAGGUAGAGUGUGCACAUUUUGGAUUGUAAUGUCCGUUGUGCAGAGUACAGUGUGUGGAUUUCUUCGACCUUGGAAUCGGUUGAUGCUUGUAAGAUGUUAAGGAUGGGAGAAAUUUUGUUAGGUACGUGCAACAGAUUUGGUGUUUUGGUUUUUAAUGCAGCUCAGAUCAUGCUUAGGGAUUGUAGAUGUAAUAAGAAAUUUUAUGCACAAGUCAUGAUACCAUUAAUUACUUUGCAUAGAAUACAGCAUGACUGACAUCGUCCAAAUUGAAGUAAUCAGGGUCAUUGGAACUGUAUUGUAUUACUUAAGCUCUUGAUUUGAUGCAAAUCUUGAGUCUAUGAUUGAAUUGGAUUAACGAUUCUGCAGUGUACAACACCCUAUUGGUUUAUGCACUGGAUUUGGAUA
Physcomitrium patens is the source of this 3463-nucleotide messenger RNA. RefSeq names its product putative LRR receptor-like serine/threonine-protein kinase At1g67720. Gene Ontology annotation, biological process: protein phosphorylation. Lineage: Eukaryota; Viridiplantae; Streptophyta; Bryopsida; Funariales; Funariaceae. Gene Ontology annotation, molecular function: ATP binding; protein kinase activity; protein binding. The record is from RefSeq and is a predicted model, not a curated record.